Molecule: messenger RNA, 3728 nt
Organism: Betta splendens (Siamese fighting fish)
Lineage: Eukaryota; Metazoa; Chordata; Actinopteri; Anabantiformes; Osphronemidae
Product: zinc finger protein 585B-like
Exons: 9
Coding region: 250-3363 (1037 amino acids)
Biological process (GO): negative regulation of transcription by RNA polymerase II
Molecular function (GO): DNA-binding transcription repressor activity, RNA polymerase II-specific
Source: RefSeq, a predicted model, not a curated record
UCUGAUAGUUAUUUGCCUAACGCCAGAAGAAGAAGGACCCAAUCUAAGUACACCACAUUUGACUUGUUUAUCUAACGCUAUAACGCUCUAAUGCGUCUCCUCGUCUACAUGUUUUGCAGCUACUACUAUAAUGUUGGUCUAAAUGUCUAUAAAUUCAUAAAUCAAUAGUAGGAGUCAACUGUGAUUUAGUAGCUGUUAGCUGCUAACUAGCAAAGGCCAGUCAAAACUUUAUAACACCAGUACGAGAAAAUGGACACGGGUGCUUUCACUGUCAUUUCCAAAGAUGUUCCCUUACCUCUGGCAUCACUGCGCCUUUUGGUUCCACCUCUCCAACUUAUGACAGCCUCAAUGUGGCAGGUUGUCAAGACACAAGAUGUCGGCAAUUACUGGAAAGUGGCAGAAUUUGUCUCUUUUGUUAUGGACAUGGUCCCCGAGCUCCUUAUGUACAAGCACAGGACACAUCUUAACCUGGGAUUAAGAGCGAGAUAUAUCCUUGAGUUAUGCCGAAAUGAGUCUGUGGAGCCUGGUUUUGUUUUGUGUUACUUGGACAAGAUUAAAUAUCCCUCCAAGAUGGAAGAAACAGAAAAGGAAGAAGCAACAGAUCACUUUCUGGAGCUAAUUCAGACUCUGCUUGAAAAUCCAGAAGCGAGAGAAGAGUUUUUUCUUGUAAUAAGAUAUUAUCUACACCUCAUGCGUAAACCUACUUUCCUUUUUAGCAGUGAGGAUUUUCCUGCUGUGUUUGGAGCUCAGUAUGCCAGUGACCUGUGUACACUGUUCUGGGAGUUUCUGUCUCGCCUGGCCCAGCUGUUGCCAAUUCCUGACCUGGAACAGACUGUUUCAUGGCUUGGAGUUGAAUGUUCUAUGCUGGAGGACUGUGUGCAGUCACUGUCUAAACCUACAGACCUGAAGAAUUUGCUACAGCACCACAAAAACCAUGGGCAUUUAGAGCAACACUUUCCACCAUCCAGCAUGGGCGACAGUAUUAUUUCCUCCCUCUCUGCAAAGCCUCUACACAGAGUGUCAAAAACUACUUAUCAAUUCAGCCAAUCAGAGUCACUUGAUGUUGGGAAUGUGGGCACACAUGCUGUUUCAUUUGUGGAUGAUGUAGCUGAAAUAAUUGCAGUGACAGACUACGCUGAGGUUGAAUUGGGUGCAAGCACAGAGAUUGAGGUUGUAAUGGGAGAAAGCUUCUAUGAAAGAACGGAUAGUAAAAAGGCUGAUACACCAGUAAUAACUGAAGAAACAAUAAGGCAAGAGAAUGCAGAAAUAGCACAAGAACAAACUGAGAUAGUUUCCAUGGACGUCAUCCACCCAGAGGUUAACAGCGGCAAAGUCGCUGCUUCCUCUCAACUCAGAGUCUCUGUAGGGCCCCAUGACUGCCAAGACUGUGAGAAGAAAUUUAAAUUUGCCUCUUCAUUAAUCGCCCACAGGGUCAUCCACACGGGGGAACGCCCCCACCGGUGCGAAGAAUGCGGCCGUUGUUUCUCCUUCAGGCAAUCCCUUGACAGGCACAGACACACGCACAAAACUGGACGCAGGUAUGUCUGCGCCCUCUGUGGGGAGACCUUCCGUUCCCUGUCAGCCCGCACGGAGCACAAGCAAAUGCACAUGGAAGAUGGAGUUUACGCCUGUCAGCAGUGUAAUAAGACGUUCAGCUGGGAGCUGCCAUAUGCAAGGCACCUAAAAACUCACACAGAAAAUCAGCACACAAACAAUAAUACAGAGAACCAUGAGAACGGACAAGAGGUGGUCCUGUGCGAUAAUCAUGAGAAUGCGGCUCCUGUUGAACCUGUUGAACCAAUUUGCCUAGUACAGGUGGAUGACAAUGGCGACCCAGCUGACAUAGACGCUCAAAGCAGCAACUGCACCUCCUCUGCGCCUGGAGGUCUCGUACCUGACCUCGACAAGGAGCCCAUUUCUGUGGUUACCGUUCGUACAAGUGGGCGACUACGCAAACCGACCAUGAAGGUCCAGGUGAUCAAUUUCCAGAAGCGGAUAGCCUCUAAUCGAAAAAAAGAAGUCACUAAGGCGAACCCACCCAAGCUUAAGCUUUUACCUUUUGCCAGUGCUGAGCACUCCUAUGGGUCACCAGUGGUCAAAGACAGCAAGGAAAACGGGUCAUCGGCUGCUUUCUCCUGUCCAAAGUGCUCCUUUCACCAUUCAGAAGAAGCAUGGGCCCAGAAGCACAUUGACAGCGUUCACUCUGUUGAGACGAAAGAAGACAACCCAUGUCUGCAGCCUCCGGAAGAGCAAGAAAAAAGUUUCAGUUGUUCAGACUGUGAAAGAAGCUUCAAGUUCCAGUCCUUACUGAAAGCACACCAGCUCAUCCACACGGGUGAGCAGCCCUUUGUGUGUUCUUCGUGUGGGCGGCGCUUCUCCUUCAAGCAGUCAUUGGAGAGGCACAAGCAGACGCACAAGUCUGGACGUAAAUAUGAAUGCUUGAUCUGUGGCGAGUUCUUUAAAUCCCUGAUGGCUCAGAGGGAGCACCAAAGCACCCACAUGAAGAACGGCGAGUAUCUGUGUUCUGAGUGUGGACGGGCAUUCGCCUGGAAGUCAGCACUGGUCAGGCAUCUAAAGACCCACAGCGAGGAUGAGGACAAGUUGGAGCAUUCAUAUAAAUGUCCUCGCUGUAACCUGAGCUUCAGCUGUGCCAGCUAUCUCGGCAGGCACCUCCAAAGUCACCAGGAGAAAAAAGAUCACGCCUGCAACUGCGGCAAGAGCUUUGCCUACAGAUCGGCUCUGGCGGCGCACCAGCGCAUUCAUCAGAAAGAGCGGCCGCACAUGUGCGCGCAGUGCGGAAAAGGAUUCCUCUACAAGGGGGGUCUGCUGAACCACAUGAAGAUCCACUCCGAGGAAAUGCCGUUCAUGUGCUCCCACUGCGGCAAGAGCUUCAAGCGGGAGCGCAACAUGAAGAAGCAUGAGCGCUGCCACACCAGGGAAAAUGUCUUCAGCUGCUCGCAGUGCGAGAAGACUUUUGUGUAUAAGGCGACGCUGAUAAGACAUGAGCUCACUCAUUCGGGCGAGAGGCCUUACCUCUGCUCCGACUGCGGGAAGGGUUUCUUUUCCCACGCCGAGCUUUUGAAGCACGAGCGUUUUCACACGGGCCACAAGCCCUUCCAGUGCCCCCACUGUGGAAAGAGAUUCACCCAGUCCUGCUACCUAACCAUACACUUGCGGUACCACACCGGAGCGCGGCCCUACACGUGCAGUGAGUGUGACAAGAGCUUCCUCAGCGCCAACCGCCUGAAAAGACACCAGCUAACGCAUUCAGGGGAAAGACCGUACCUGUGUGGGGAGUGUGGAAAGGGAUUCAGGCAGUCGUACAAUCUCAAAAUGCAUCAGCGAACACACAUGAUGAAGUGACGCUUUCGACUGGGACAACUGGAGGCUCAUUGUGGCUGUAUCUAUCAUGAAGUGCAAGGUAGAACAGGCUUCCUAAUGACGUGAAAUAAUUGUAUAAACAAGAGUUUUACAUAAACAGACUUUAAUUGAGACAUUGGGCAGGUUUUACAGAAAUGUAACAUUUGUUUGGAAAACAUUCUCACAACUGAUACAUUCUUUUAACAGCAGUAGCUUAAACUGGGAAAAAAAGCACCAAUGUGUCUAAGGUGAACAAGUAAGGAGGAGCCACACUCAGAUCAGCUGAACAUGUUUUAGUAUAUAGUGUUUUAUUUGUAUAUUUUAGAAUUGAAAGAAUGAAUUGGGUGUAUAAACUUCAGCUACAGGAA